ACAGUCGAGUAUCAUGACCCUUCUGGAGUAUUCCCCCUUGUCUCGCGCGAUAUCACGGCGCGUUUGCCUCUGCGCAACUUGAACUGGCAGUCACCGCCCCGACCGUUGCGCCAAAUCAGAUCGCUGCAUGUAGACUUUGUGCCCGACAAGUACACGCAGAAUCACCUUCGCCCGCCUGUGUCGCGCACCGAUUCCGAAGAUCCUCAGACCAGCCUCGAUAUCGUUCGAAGCGGUGCCACAAAUGCAGCCAGGAAGCGCAGACACCAGAUUCCUGGCUUCAGAACGACUCCCUUCUUGAAAGUUUAUGUUCUACGAUGCGAUGAUAAAGAGGCCUACAAAGACAGCGAUCGCAAGAAGAUCCGGGAAUGGAUUCGAGAAAAUGCCCAGCCAGAGGGCAAGCAGAACCACGAUGCAUGCGAGUGGUUGAUUCUCCAUGUGAGCAGCAAAGAUCCUGACGAUCUAAAAGAACGUAAAGGUGGCAACAAGCUCAUUGGAAAGAGUACGCGCACAGUCUUCGACAGACUGCGUGCAGACUUCAACGAGUCUUCGAAAUCCAGCUUCGAUCGAGUAGCACAGCUUCGAAUACCAAAGAAAGAGGCACCGGGAGACCUGCUACCUACGCCUGCCGUCGCGCAGACCCUUGAAGAAACGCCCCAGGAACGGGAGAACGCAUGGAGUGACCUGAUCUCCAAGCUGAAAGCGCUUCUCCUUGGGUCGUUCGAUAAACGAGUGCGCCAAUAUGAAGCCGACAUUGCAGAGCAAGAAUCCCGGAGAUCAUUGCCUGGCUGGAACUUUUGUACUUUCUUCGUCCACAAAGAAGGCCUGGCCAAAGCGCUGGAGAGCAUUGGCUUGGUCGAAGAUGCUCUGGCUAUAUAUGACGAGCUUGCACUCGGCUUAGAGACUAUCCUUAGAGACAUGGCAGCGGGACAAGCAGAAGGGACAGCAACCAGUUUUGCAGCAUACACUGAUGAUAUCAAGCAACGGAUACGAGGCCCAUCACACACAACUACAAAUGGAAAUCACAACGUCGCGAGUGACGAAUCUGCUUCUGCAGCAGUGCUAUUCGAUAAAGAUUAUCGCGAGGAGAUUGUGAGGAGUAACAUCUCAGUAUUCGACUUCUUGUGCUAUAUCUUUGUGCGACAAAAGACAUUGAUCCUGCGAUUAGCGAAUGCCCAGUCCGCUCGCGCGGCUCUAGGUGCACCACGCGAAGGCGGCGAAGAUUUGGUUCUUACUUCUGAGCUGUGCUGGCGGGCUUCAAGCUUUCUCCAUAAUGCCGCGAGAACACUUCGAGAGGACCUGAUUCAGGGCCUGCGGGACGAAGAUGGUGAAGCCAAAACACUCGAGAUCGAGAGCCUUGUAGGCUCAUGGACAUGGACUGUCGCCAGUCAGAUACUUGCUGACACGGCAGUACCUGCGCUGAUGGAUCUGACGAAGUCCGGAAUCCAGAGUCCAUCUCAAUUACCAAAUGGGAACCUCAAGCGUCCUGCGCUCAGCAUGGGACUGGGUGCUAACACCCACCCUCAGCGGACUUCCAGUCUCCCAGACUCGAAAGCAGCCGCAGCACUGAUGCGUCCGCCGACUAGAAGUCUUGCCCUUGACGAUACCGCUUCUCUUGCGACUUAUCGUGCUGAACUGAUUUUGAUGCGGCGCAAAGUACUAGAGCAGCUAGCUUGCAGACGGGGUUGGUAUGCAGGAUGGGCUUUUGCCAAACACGCCAAGCAGGACACGACGAAGGAGGUUGGCCUCGAUGACACCGUUCAAGAAAAUCCAGAUCUCGAGAAGCAGGCGCGCACAAACCAGGCCUUAGGCCCGACAUUGAUCAAGCCGCUGGAGUCCAAAACCACUUUCGAAGCCGAAUAUGAGGGCUUGACCGAAUUAGCUAUCAAGCACUAUUUCACAGCAACGCAGGGUAAUUCCGCGAGGGUGCUACUUGGAGACCUCGCUGUGCUCAAAUGCCAACAGGAUGACUAUCUUACUGCGGCCACGUACUUUGAAAGCAUACUAUCGCCCUAUACUGAGGAGAGCUGGAAUUCGAUGGAGCUUGUAACUCUGAGCACAUAUUCGUACUGCUUGAAGCGACUUCUUCGCAAAGACGAAUUUGUUCAAACGGUGCUCGCCUUGCUAGCGAAAGUCUGCGCUAAAUGCAAAGAGCACCGGUUGCCACGAAAGCACCCACGCGCGAUCAGCACUUCUAGAGAUGAAGGGAUAGAGACUGCUGGGAUGUUCGUUGAAGCUGUUGAUACUUCCGAAGAGCUCCAAGAAGAUGUGACGCAGCCACUGAAGAAAUUCUUCAGCGACGUCAAGCUGGAUCGUGAAAUCAAGCAUUCCGAGAGCUGUGACGCAUUCAGUCUCUUCCUGGAUCUGCGACAGCUCCUCGACGAUGGCAUGGAAUUCGAUGAAGCAAAAGUGCGUCUGGUCAGCGUAAGCGACUCAGCGCAAGAAGUGUGGCUCUCGAAUUCUGCACCCGUUAUGCUAACGCCUGGAAUGAACCAACUUGAGCUUCGGGGGAGCACGGUUUCGUAUGGUGCCUACCUCAUCGACACGAUCGUGCUUCGAGCCAAAAAAAUACGUUUCGUCGAAGAAGUGCGAGCGAAGCCUGACCCUACUCCACUUGGCAUCACUGUCAUCGCGCCCACGACUACCAUAAGGGACUCGUCUAAGGCACCGCCUUUCGUGUUUCUCUAUCCAAGAGAACAUGCAUUUGAUGCGCAGAUGAGAAGAUCCAGCGAUAUCCACAUCGAAAAAGCGCGCCACUUUGAGGUUGUACUAAGCGCAGGACAGAACGAGAUUAACAGCAUCUCGAUUCGACUCAAGCCUGCCUCUGCGGGGCUUCGCUUACAUCUUGCUGACGCAAAAGCCGACGGAAUUGCCAUUCAAGCAGGAGAGAACAAGCCUGGGAUGAUUGGGCUUGCGGCAUUGCCUGCUGGUCAGCAAGGGACGAUCACCGUACCUUAUACGACUGAGCAUCCUGUCAAGGAUAUCAUGGUACGGCUUGAGGUUGAAUACACAACGAGUGAUGGGACCUUCACCUUCCUGCAAUCCGGGAAACUGCCCAAUGAGCUACCUCUCGAUGUUGAUGUCAACGACAUCUUCCAGCUGGACACGCUGUUCUCGAGUUUCACUGUCCGUACAACUGGUCAAACGCCAUUCAUUGUGCUGGACGCCCAACUAGAUGCGUCUCCAUUAUACGCGGUCGAAGCGCCACCAGCGCUCCCUUUGCCACUUCCAGUGUUUCAGUCGCAACCGAUGGAUCUAGUUUACAAGAUCACGCGCGCUACAUCCGAGGACAAAGAGGUUCUGAAGCGAGACGCUGCGCUAGCACUUGGCGUACGUUAUCUUCCGCUCGACGAGCUAUGCCUGAGUUGCUUGCGGCAGUCAUUCGUGAAAGAUCUUCAGCAAAGUCAGUUCUCGGGCACACAUCGCCUUUUGGUGCCACUCUUGCUCGAGCGUGCGCGACGAUGCGUCCACGCUGCGGAUCUUGAGAUGGCUGCACUCAUGGGAGAAGCAAAGAUACCUGAUUUUGACGCAAUCGGCUGGAACGAGGUCAUUGCAACGUUGUCUACCAAGGUUCGGCAACCUUUGGAGGAUUGGUUGAGGCAAUGGCAUGCGAACCAUACAAUACUCUCCCUUGCUGAUGCCGAUGGCACCGUGGCACAGCGGAUCACCAUCUCAGUUGACGUGCCGAACGUCGACAUGGUGUUUAGCACCGCACUCGACCUUGCAGAGCCUCCUCUGUCACGCGUCCACGAUCCGCGUAUCUUGACGCUUGGAAGUGCGGUCAAGGCAUGUGUGAGAGUGAAGCAAACCGGCGAUUGGAGUGCCAAAAGCGUCUUUCCGAGUGUGCCCACCUUCAAGAUGGAAGGAGAAGUCGAAUGUCCGUCGGGUUUUGUCAUCGAUGUCGGGACGGAGGCGGACACUUGGUUGGUUGGAGGGCAGCGCCGUUGUCACUUGGUUCCAGGAGAUGGUUCGGACUACACAUUCGACGUGCUACUGGUGCCACUGAGGCCGGGACUUCAGCCGCUGCCAAUAAUUGAAGUACAG
This is a messenger RNA of Pseudocercospora fijiensis CIRAD86, 4041 nucleotides long. RefSeq lists its product as uncharacterized. Gene Ontology annotation, cellular component: TRAPPII protein complex. Gene Ontology annotation, biological process: intra-Golgi vesicle-mediated transport; early endosome to Golgi transport. The annotation marks the transcript as partial. The transcript is spliced from 3 exons. NCBI's taxonomy places the organism in Eukaryota, Fungi, Ascomycota, Dothideomycetes, Mycosphaerellales, Mycosphaerellaceae. The record is from RefSeq and is a predicted model, not a curated record.